Pediculus humanus corporis (human body louse) is the source of this 969-nucleotide messenger RNA. RefSeq names its product mitochondrial 2-oxoglutarate/malate carrier protein, putative. The record is from RefSeq and is a predicted model, not a curated record. Bases 1 to 969 code for a protein of 322 amino acids. The transcript is spliced from 5 exons. NCBI's taxonomy places the organism in Eukaryota, Metazoa, Arthropoda, Insecta, Psocodea, Pediculidae.
AUGGAAUAUGCAACUGGUGCAAUGGCUGGAGUUAUGGCGGGUUGUUUUACCAACCCCCUCGAUGUUGUCAAAACGAGAAUGCAAUUACAGGGUGAAUUAAAAGCAAGAGGACAUCAUGUCGUUCAUUACAAGAAUACUUUACAAGCAUUUUAUGUAAUUGCAAAAACGGAAGGAAUUGUAUCCUUGCAAAAAGGAAUCGUACCUGCUUUAUGGUUUCAAGUAUUUUUAAAUGGUAUUAGAUUGGGAAGUUUUGACAUUGCACAAAAGUUAGGAUGGACGAAAAAUAAAAAUAAUGAAGUUAAUGUGUUCAAAACUGCCAUUGUUAGCGCUUGUUCGGGUUGUUUAGGAAGCUUCACCGGAAGUCCUUUUUAUUUGGUAAAAAUUCAUUAUCAAAGCCAUGCCGCUAGUCAAAUAGCUGUCGGGUAUCAACAUACUCACACGGGUACAUUAUCAGCAUUGAAAAAUAUUUUUAAAGCGGAAGGUGUAAGAGGACUUUGGAGAGGUUCACUUUCGUCACUUCCGAGAGUAGGAGUCGGUAGUAGUAUUCAAUUAUCGACAUUUAGUACCGCUAAAGAGUUUUUAGAAAACUAUAAGCUUUUGUCAAAGGAAAAAUCAUUAUGGAAUUCAUUUGCUGCCAGUAUGCUUUGCGGUGUUGCUGUAGCCACCGCAAUAACUCCCUUUGAUGUUAUUCAAACAAGGCUUUACAAUCAAGGAGUUGAUAAAAAUGGAAAAGGUUUAUUAUAUAACGGUAUUAUUGAUUGUUUUAUAAAAAUGUCUAAAACGGAAGGAAUAUUAGGAUUUUUCAAAGGUUUUGGACCUUGUUAUUUAAGAAUAGGGCCACAUUCUUUACUAACUUUAGUUUUUUGGGAUAUAUUUAAAAAACUUUCAAUGCCGGCUGAAGAAAAAUUAUUACAAGUUGAACAAGUAUUGAAGGAAGAAAUAGAAGAAAUCGUUUCACAAGAAUAUUAA